UAUUAACUUCAUUGACCUUUUCUUUGCCUCCGCCGCUCCACAUGGACCAACAGCCACCACCGCAGCCAUCUCCUUCCACCGUCCCCGCCGCACUGACCCCUACUCCUCCCAACGCCACCGCUUCUUCUAGUGACCCGUCUCAACAGCAGCCACAACAACAACCUCCACUAUCACAACCACCAACGCCGUCGCCGCAACAGCCGCAGCUAUCGCAAACGUCACAAAUUCAACAACAGCCAAGCCAACCCUUUCCCUCAAGAACGCCCUCAACGUUCCCCAGCCCUAACCUAAACCCAAAACCCUUACCAAAACCCCAACAGCCACCGCAGCCGAGACCAGCACUCUCCGCUCCUCAGCCCCGAAUUGCUGCCACAUUCUUACGUCCGUGGCAGCAACAGUCUUCCCAUUUCAUCAAUUCCUCUUCCUCUUCUCCCUCAGUCACAUCGACCCCCGCGCCAACUCUUUCCUCCCAGCCGAGAGGCAGCAUUAACCUAGGUGCUCCAUCAUCCCAUUCUAGCCCUUCUCCUCCAUCUCCAUCUCCUUCCCCUUCACAACCCUCUCCGUUUUCGGGUUCCUUUGGCCAUUCCUUCACUGGGGCCUCCAGUUCCAAUGUUUCCCAGUCUAGGCCACCAAUGCAAGGAAUGACAAUUGGAUCACAUUCACAAAUGAGGCCACCUGGAAUUUCUGCCCAACAUCAACAAAGACCUCUACAAUCAUCUCUUAGACCACCUUCUUUGCCAAAUAGCCAAUCCCCUGCUACCCAAAAUUUCCAAGGGCAUGGAAGUAUGCGAGUGUCAGCUGUUGGUUCUUCGACACCAAGUACAUUGCAAACUUCACAGGUCCAUAAUCAGCCAUGGCUAUCAUCUGGAUCCCAAGGGAAACCUCCUCUGCCUCCCCCUUCGUUUAGACCACAGAUUAAUUCACCAUCCUUGCAGCAAAGGUCACAUAUUCCUCAGCAACAUCAUUCCUCGCCAACAGUUCCUCAACAACAGCAUGUAUCAUCUCCACAGUUGCCACAAUCUUCAUCACUUCAGCCCCAGGAGCAUUUCAGACAACAAAUGUCACCUACGCCAGGACCCCCUCAAUCUUUACCCCAUCAACAACCUCCGCGAGCUCAGGGUUCUGUAAAUCAAAAGCCUUCUUCGCUUGCAACAGUACAACCAAGCACGGUACAGUUGGUGAACCAAAAUAAAGCAGCUCUUACAGAAACUGACGAGUCUGGUGGCAAGAUUCUUACCAAAAGAAGCAUUCAUGAUCUACUUAACCAGAUUGAUCCAUCUGAGAAGUUGGAUCCUGAAGUUGAAGAUAUUCUUGUGGAUAUUGCAGAAGAUUUUGUGGAUUCUAUCACAACAUUUGGUUGCUCUCUGGCUAAGCAUAGAAAAUCCGAUACAUUGGAAGCAAAAGACAUUCUCCUACAUCUGGAAAGAAACUGGAAUAUGAUUCUCCCCGGAUUUACUGGUGAUGAGAUCAAGACUUACAGAAAACCGCUUACAAAUGAGGUUCACAAAGAGCGGCUAGCAGCGAUAAAGAAAUCAAUCGUAGUUAGUGAGGCAUCCGGUGGGAAGCACUUUCCCAGCCAAGGUGGUGUAAAUGCAAAGGGUAACCUUGGAAAAGUGGGUGCUAAUAUCUUGGGCUCACCAAAUGUAAAAAUUUGAGAAGUUACACGAGGCUCCUUUUUAGACAUUGUUGAAUGUUGGAAACAAUUUUGCUUUAAAGGUAUGAGAACUAUUGUGUUAGUCAUUAUGCCAUACCAUAGGAGGUGCUCAUGAGUCCUGUGCAUCCUGCAUUUUUUUGUGAGUAAUGUAAAGAGCUAGUACUAUCUUGCUCUCCGACGAUGGCUCGGAGCCGUU
Hibiscus syriacus is the source of this 1850-nucleotide messenger RNA. Its product is annotated as transcription initiation factor TFIID subunit 12-like. The record is from RefSeq and is a predicted model, not a curated record. Gene Ontology annotation, biological process: RNA polymerase II preinitiation complex assembly; DNA-templated transcription initiation. Lineage: Eukaryota; Viridiplantae; Streptophyta; Magnoliopsida; Malvales; Malvaceae. The transcript is spliced from 8 exons. Gene Ontology annotation, molecular function: TBP-class protein binding; protein heterodimerization activity; DNA binding. Bases 42 to 1655 code for a protein of 537 amino acids. Gene Ontology annotation, cellular component: transcription factor TFIID complex; SLIK (SAGA-like) complex; SAGA complex.